AUGGAGACAGCAGCCCAAGAAGGGCCCAGCAAAGCCCUGGCUCAGGAGGAACACUGGGAAAGAGGUCUUCCACUCCAUGACUGGACCCAGAGAACUGUGACAAUAGGAGUUUGCAGUCCCCCCGGUGCCUCCUCCUCCUUCUUACAACCAGCUUCAUUUUUGUGCUCUGCUUUCCCGGCACUGCCACUGUCCAUGACCUUCACAGGAAUAAAGUUUUCAGAGGGCUGCCCCAUAUGGCCUCUCAUUCUUCUGUAUUUGCUAGUAGAUGGAAUCAUCAGGGCCUUAAAAAUAAAGCACAAUUAUCUGUUGUUUGCAUCUCCCCUACUGUAUGACUCUGGCAGGAUGCUGCAGCUCCUGUCCAAGGCCACAGUGAUGGAUGGUGACGACAAUGACCACAAUGAAAAUCCUUGGAGGCAGAACAUGCACAAAUAUUACACCCACCUCAGCCUAGGCCUUGACCUCUACCUCUGGUUCGUCCUGGGGAAUUACUUGGUCUUUUCUGUUUACCUGCCUGAUUUUGUUGCUCCUCUCCAGCAGCCUCGUUACUGUGACAAAACCCUGUACCUCUUUGUGGUGGGGGGUCUUCACGUCGGCCACAUCGUGCUAGUCUUACUUGUCCUGUGCAGCGGGUGUGUCUAUACGUGGUCCUGGUGGAGGUAUGAAGGUCUUGGCUACACCCUCUGCUGGGCAAAGGCGGGAAAGCUCUCAUUCUGCCCUAUCCCUCCAGGCACUUUCUGGUUCCGUUUUCACUUGAGCCAUGAACCAUCAGAAUGUGUGCAACUUGUGGAUCUUGCCCUCAUCUGUGACGCCAAGGCCAUUCUCACUGUGCCCCAUGUCUCCCUCCUGCUCCGUGGUGGGGUGAGGGAGAGUCUGCAGGCUCUGACCCUGGUCUGGUGA
Messenger RNA from Pteropus alecto (black flying fox), 897 nucleotides. It is a transcript of the gene TMEM272, whose product is annotated as transmembrane protein 272. The record is from RefSeq and is a predicted model, not a curated record. NCBI's taxonomy places the organism in Eukaryota, Metazoa, Chordata, Mammalia, Chiroptera, Pteropodidae.